This is a messenger RNA of Paramisgurnus dabryanus, 4806 nucleotides long. The record is from RefSeq and is a predicted model, not a curated record. NCBI's taxonomy places the organism in Eukaryota, Metazoa, Chordata, Actinopteri, Cypriniformes, Cobitidae.
ACACAGCUCAGCUGUACAAAACCCAUCCGCCAUGAUCGCUUAGCUACACAACACAGAGCCGACACAAGCGAAUGAGUUUAAGCUGAGUUUCAGACACACGGUUGACUUCAGGAGUUGUUAUGUUAUUGGAGGUACAUUUGAAACGUGGUCUAGUGAUGCCCAAUGAGAAAUAUGACCUGGCUGAUUCCAGGAGGAUGAACACAAUAAUGUCUAGCGAGGAGGCGAACAACGGGAGAAAACAUGCUUGGGACGGCCUUGAAAUAUCUGGUAAUGUUCGGAGUCUCAGCUCAGGCCUUUGGUCGCUCACUCACCUCACUUCUCUGCAUCUGAAUGACAAUUGCUUAUCACGCAUCCCACCUGACAUUGCCAAGCUGUACAACCUUGUGUUCCUGGACCUGUCGUCUAAUAAAAUCAGGAGCCUGCCAGCAGAGCUUGGCAACAUGGUGUCUCUCAGGGAUUUGCUUUUAAAUAACAACCAGUUGCGGGUUCUGCCUUUUGAAUUGGGGAAACUGUUUCAGCUACAAACACUGGGCCUGAAAGGCAAUCCACUCCCUCAAGAAAUCAUGAGCCUCUAUCAGGAGCCAGAUGGCACUCGACGACUUCUCAACUACUUUUUGGAAAAUCUCACAGGUGUUAUUAAGCGCAUCCCAACAGAUCAACCUCCAUCCAGAUCCUGGAUCGUGCUUCAGGAGCCUGAUAGGACCAGACCAACAGCCCUGUUAACCGUGAUGUGCUACAACGUUCUCUGUGAUAAGUACGCCACGCGCCAGCUUUAUGGCUACUGUCCGUCCUGGGCGCUUAACUGGGGCUACAGGAAAAAGGCAAUCAUGCAGGAGAUCCUCGCGGGCGAUGCAGACAUUAUCAGCUUACAGGAAGUGGAGACGGAGCAAUAUUACAACUACUUCCUUGUCGAGCUGAAUAAACAGGGAUACGAGGGAUUCUUCAGUCCAAAAUCACGAGCCAGAACCAUGUCUGAAUCAGACAGGAAACAUGUAGAUGGAUGUGCGGUAUUCUACAGGACAGAAAAGUUCAGCAUUGUGCAGAAACACACAGUGGAGUUUAACCAGCUGGCUAUGGCCAAUUCAGAGGGCUCUGAGGCGAUGCUAAAUCGAGUCAUGACCAAGGACAACAUUGGGGUGGCUGUGUUGCUGGAGCUGAAGGAGGACUUCAUGGAGUUGUCAUCAGGUAAGCCUGUCCAUGAGAAGCAGCUCCUACUGGUGGCAAAUGCUCACAUGCACUGGGAUCCAGAAUACUCGGAUGUAAAGCUGGUGCAGACCAUGAUGUUCAUGUCCGAGGUGAAGAAUAUAAUCGACAAGGCCUCUCGCAGCUUAAAGCUUUCUGGAGAAACCACAUCCAUUCCUCUGGUGCUGUGUGCUGAUCUUAAUUCACUACCUGACUCGGGUGUAGUGGAGUACCUGAGCACAGGUGGAGUGGACGGCACACACAAAGACUUUAGGGAACUGCGCUACAGCGACAGUCUGACCAACUUCAACUGCAACGGUAAGAACAGCACGUCUAACGCCAGAAUCACGCACGGGUUCAAUCUGAAGAGUGCCUAUGAGAAUGGACUCAUGCCUUACACCAACUACACCGCUGACUUCAAGGGUGUCAUUGACUACGUCUUCUACUCCAAGCCACAGCUGAGUGUUCUGGGUGUCCUGGGGCCGCUGGACACAAACUGGAUGACGGAGAAUGAUGUCACCGGUUGUCCACACCCUCAAUUCCCAUCGGAUCACUUCUCUCUGUUUGCACAACUGGAGCUGGCCCUGCCUUAUCUGUCUUCUCUUAAUGGAGUCCACUUACCUGGACGCAGGUAGUGAGGCCUUCAAGCCACCGGUGGCGCUCUAGAGUCUUUUCUCAAAACAUACUGAAAACGAUAAAACCUCCGAGCAAUUUUAUAUAAAUAUAUAUAUAUUUUGUUUUUCUCUUCUAUCUUUAUUCAGUUUUAGGGUCCAAACAUCUUUGUAUUUGUCAGGGAGUUUUUUUCUAUUUGUUUAUUAUUAUUUUUAGUCUAGUAGGAUUUUUGUUGAAACGCUCCCUCUCAUUGGCUACAUUGAUUUGUUUUAUAUUAAUAUAAGGACGAGGGUAACGCAUUUGGUCACGCUUUUUAAUGUCUGAUAUAUGGCCAGUUAUAUUUCUGAAUAAGCAUGAACUUUUAGCUCAGGCACAAUAGUUUAUUUCAUGAAGUGAUUUUCUUCUUUCUUUUAAUGAAAUUGGCAAUAGGUGGAUUUUAAAUGAAUUUAAAACAUGCUUUUAAAGUACAACGUUCUUCAUAUUCACGGUUAUAAAACGCAUCAUCAUCAUCAUCUUACGAGUGACCAAAUGUGUUGUGCGGUCGACCUCAUCAGUUUAGGAUUGAGGACCUUUUCCAGAUGUGCGGUGCUGAAACUUUGCUUUACUCGGUGCUGCCUCCGUCUUUUAUUUUCCCAUGGAUGGUGCAAUAUUCAGAAGUUAAGUUCAGGCACUGUUAUUGAAUGUUUUUAAUAAGCUGGAGUAUCGUGAGAAAAGCAUUUCAACAUCUUUCUCUGCGUUCAGGUGGCAUUUCAGAUGAUUCGUAUGUAGAAUUGCACAAAACGUAAACCAAAUUUUUAAACGACUAAAUGAUUUUGCUUUUUGCACACGAUUGUUUUAACCCUUUCUACAGAGGCGAUGCUCCCUUCUGUGAUUUGAUCUCACUGUGGAUUUUCUCCUCUUGGGUUUUGUGUUGUUUUAGUAAGGGAGAUUUUAUAGACGAUAACUAACAGGGAUUCUUUUAAACCAGCGAUUUCUCACUGUAUUGUUAUCUCCCAUAUUUUCAUCACACGUCUGUGUUUGAAAGCUGAAUAGCACUGUUCUUGAGGUUAAUAUUGUUAUGAUCGAGCAGUAAAUCUCUCUGUGUUGUAUCAGAGCGGUUCAUUCAGGUCUUUGUAUCAAAUCAAUCAAUCAAUCAAAUAUAUAUAUAUAUAUAUAUAAACCCAUAUACUUAGGCUUGUCUUGAUUGUUUGUAUAAGAGGCACAUGCAAGAAAAUUGUUUUAUGUUUUUGUACCACCAAUAAAUUAUGACCCAAAAUCUAAAUAAAAUUGUAUAAUAAGCUACGUUUUUAUUCAGAUGAAUCAGAAUUGAGCAGCUUGUAUAAGAGGUUGUUUGUGUUUCUCACUGCACUAAAAGACUUUCAUUUAUACAUUUCACAGCAUAUUCUUUGGUAUAUUCAUACUUCAGAAAUGCUGUUUAGUUUUUCAUUCAAACAAGCUUUUGUUCUUGUGACGUCAUACAGUUUAACAUUCAUGUCCGUCUGAUUUGUGGUCUCUUGAGUGAGAAACACAAGACAACCUCUCGUCCUUUACUGUUAUCGUGCUGAUGGUUUUGUGUUGUGGCAGUACUGCAUGUUUGGCAUUAUUGUGAUGUUUUCACUUCAAGAAAUCAGGUAUAAGACAACCCGUUUGCUUUAAAGACAGAUUUUUAUGCUGUAUUAUUUAGUGUCAGCCCAUUAUUUCUCUUGUUUAGCCAUAAGAUUUUGCGUGUUGUGCCAGUUUGAUUCAUUCUUCUGAAAAGCCAAUUGUAAGCGUUAGAUUUUCAUCUUUUGGCGAGGUCUCCAUUAGCCCUUUGGACCAAAAUCAAAUCUUUCAGCUGUAAAUGCUAUCUGCUCUAUUGGUGGUGAGGUGUUUUACCCGUUUUUGGUUAACUAAACCCAUGUCAUAAAUCUCUUUAUUUGAACUAUGCAGCAGUAUCUUUCUGUUUUAGCAUUAAGGAUCAGUACAGUUGUUUGUUAUAUGGGUCUCUCUCUCUUCAUAAAAGAUUUAUUUUUCUGUUUUGUUUUAUUAAAUGACCGUAUAUUGUUAAUAGUAUUAAAGUCAAAUUGAGAUUAGCUUUUUGUAAAGUGUGAAUAAAAUGUGUAUUGCUUAUUUCACUUUUCACAAAACAAAUGAGUUGUGGUGUGUGUGCAUUGAAUUGUCUUUCAUUAUUAUUAAUGUUUUGUGUUUAAUUUGUCCGUUUCAAAAUGAGGUUUUUUCCUGAACCAUUAGGAUUCUCAGACUGAAUCUGGUUUCAUCUUCAGAUCUUGCUGCGGUUUAAAUGCGUGAUAGAUUUAAUAUCAUGAUGAAGUCAGAAAAUAAAUACUAUGAUUGAAUCAAUAGCAGAUAGAGGUCUGAAAGCACUCCACAGGAUUUGUCAUUUCUAAACUGUGCAGUAAACCUGUAUGUCCCCAGUCUAAUAAUCUAAUGAUGAAGAUCAAAGGAGAGCAUUUCAAUCUUUGACAUGAUCUUACUCGGUCAAUAUUAUGUUCUUUACAUAAUAAUAAUUUAAUGAUAAAUCACAAAACUACAAACAACUUAAGAUGUUUUUUUUACAGACAGGUUCAGAUGUUUUCGUUCAUCCUUACUUUACUUUGAAUUUUGCUUCUCACUUUACCCUUUAAAGCUUAACAAUGAAUGUUUUACAGCAAUUAUUUUUGAUAUGAAAACCCUUCUUGACAAUGAAUUAGUUUUAAAAAACCUUUUCAGUUUUAUAGAGACCAACCAUCUUUUGUAGUAAUACCACACAACUGUAUACAUCCCAUCAUCAUGAGCCAUUAUGUAAUACAUGGGAUCAACUUAUGUUUACCGUUCAAGUUAAUGCCAGCAGUGAUAAACACCAAACAUGAAUCAAAAGCUUUUACAAUAUUUAAGAAUUGUUCUGUAUCUGUAAAAAUAGGCAGCUGUUUUUAAAGAAGUCAUCUCUGGAUAAACCACUAUUUUCUCUCACUUCUCUGUAUUAGUUUGUAUAUAGUUUCCUUCACACUAAUGUAUUUUCCUAUAUAUGGUUGAUAAUAAAAUCUUUCUGCUUCAUGA